CAGCCGAUGGCGAGACCAUUCUAAAAGGACUCCAGUCCAUUUUCCAGGAGCAGGGGAUGGCAGAGUCCGUACACACCUGGCAGGACCAUGGCUACUUAGCAACCUACACCAACAAGAAUGGCAGCUUCGCCAAUUUGAGAAUUUACCCACACGGAUUGGUGUUGCUGGACCUUCAGAGUUACGACAGUGAUGUGCAGGGCAAAGAAGAAAUCGACAGCCUUUUGAACAAAGUAGAAGAAAGAAUGAAAGAAUUGAAUCAGGACAAUACUGGGCGGGUAAAAAGAUUACCACCCAUCGUUCGAGGAGGGGCCAUUGACAGAUACUGGCCCAUCGCCGAUGGGCGCCUGGUCGAGUAUGACAUAGAUGAAGUGGUAUAUGAUGAAGAUUCACCUUAUCAGAACAUUAAAAUUUUACACUCGAAGCAAUUUGGAAAUAUUCUCAUUCUGAGUGGGGAUGUUAAUUUGGCAGUGGCAUAUACCCGGGCCAUCAUGGGCAGCGGCAAAGAAGAUUACACUGGCAAGGAUGUACUGAUUCUGGGAGGUGGAGACGGCGGCAUAUUAUGUGAAAUAGUCAAAUUGAAACCAAAGAUGGUCACUAUGGUAGAGAUUGACCAAAUGGUGAUUGAUGGAUGUAAGAAAUACAUGCGAAAAACGUGUGGUGACGUCUUAGACAAUCUUAAGGGAGACUGCUAUCAGGUUCUUAUUGAAGACUGUAUUCCAGUACUGAAGAGGUACGCCAAAGAAGGGAGAGAGUUUGAUUAUGUGAUUAAUGAUUUGACAGCUGUUCCAAUCUCCACCUCUCCAGAAGAAGAUUCCACAUGGGAGUUUCUCAGACUGAUUCUUGACCUCUCAAUGAAAGUGUUGAAACAGGAUGGGAAAUAUUUCACACAGGGGAACUGUGUCAACUUGACGGAAGCCCUGUCGCUCUAUGAAGAACAGCUCGGGCGCCUGUAUUGUCCUGUGGAAUUCUCGAAGGAGAUCGUCUGUGUCCCUUCAUACUUGGAAUUGUGGGUAUUUUACACUGUUUGGAAGAAAGCUAAGCCUUGAAGAUGAAAUUCCCCCAUCACGUGUGCUGCCCUUCCUGACCUCCGUACGCUGUAAACCACAUCCACAUGAGUCAGGCAAUUGAUUGUGAAUUCCUUACAGUUUUCCUUUUUUAAUUAUUAUUUUUAAUUUAAAAAACACAAAUGGAAAAUGUAUAUUUUGAUGAGCUAGGGUGUUAUUUUUUUGAAAGUCAGCUGAAGGACGAUUAGACAGCACAGCAAAGACUGCUAAAUGCACUGACCCCCUAGAAUGUGAUUUUUGUUACUUUUUAUUUCUCUGUGGGCUUGUUCUGUUUUGAUUUUGGUAGGCCUUCAAUUUGGAUAUUUGGAGGAAUGAACAUCAUUGUUCUGUUCUGGAGGGAAGUUCUUGAUGGUGUUUCUUUCCCCAAAAUUGACUUAGAUGUUAAAAUUUGGUGCUUAUAAGAAAGAGUUAAAAAAAAUGAAUAGCAAUGCUUCAAUUAAAAUUAUAAAAGUCA
Messenger RNA from Tupaia belangeri chinensis (Chinese tree shrew), 1518 nucleotides. RefSeq names its product spermine synthase (gene SMS). Lineage: Eukaryota; Metazoa; Chordata; Mammalia; Scandentia; Tupaiidae. The record is from RefSeq and is a predicted model, not a curated record. Bases 57 to 1046 code for a protein of 329 amino acids. Gene Ontology annotation, biological process: spermine biosynthetic process. The transcript is spliced from 10 exons. Gene Ontology annotation, molecular function: spermine synthase activity.